AUGAAAACCUUUGUAUUUCUCGGGUUUUGCUUUCUUUUUCGAAAUGCAAUCGCCGCUGAAUGCUAUUGUUACCAAAAGGACGGUUCGAAACACAAUACUGCUACAACGGAAAUUUGUGAAAGUUCAUAUAAUUUGAAAAGCUACCCUGAUACAAGCUUUUAUUGCGAAAGCAAUCGUGAUAAACAUUACUGGAAUCAAGAAUGCAAAUACCACGGUUGCGCUGGUGGUACUUGUAAAUAA
Messenger RNA from Pyricularia pennisetigena, 240 nucleotides. RefSeq lists its product as uncharacterized. The record is from RefSeq and is a predicted model, not a curated record. The coding region runs from base 1 to 240 and encodes 79 amino acids. The transcript has 3 exons. NCBI's taxonomy places the organism in Eukaryota, Fungi, Ascomycota, Sordariomycetes, Magnaporthales, Pyriculariaceae.